Messenger RNA from Lotus japonicus, 701 nucleotides. Its product is annotated as probable glutathione S-transferase. Gene Ontology annotation, molecular function: glutathione transferase activity. Lineage: Eukaryota; Viridiplantae; Streptophyta; Magnoliopsida; Fabales; Fabaceae. The coding region runs from base 19 to 684 and encodes 221 amino acids. Gene Ontology annotation, cellular component: cytoplasm. Gene Ontology annotation, biological process: glutathione metabolic process. The record is from RefSeq and is a predicted model, not a curated record. The transcript is spliced from 2 exons.
CUUCAUUCUUUCUGAGCAAUGGAAGAUGAGGUGAUUCUGUUGAAUUUCUGGCUUAGCCCUUAUGGGAUGAGGGUCCGGAUUGCGCUAGAGGAAAAGGGCAUCAAGUAUGAGAACAGAGAAGAGGACUUCAGCAACAAGAGCUCUUUACUCCUACAAAUGAACCCAAUUCAUAAGAAAAUACCAGUCCUCAUUCACAAUGGCAAACCCAUCUGUGAGUCACUCGUUACUAUUGAGUAUAUAGAUGAGGUUUGGAAUCACCAAUCUCCACUGUUGCCUUCUGAUCCUUACCAGAGAUCCCAAGCUAGAUUCUGGGCUAAUUACAUUGACACUAAGGUGAUUCAUUAUCAUGAAUUCGUGAUUAUGAAAACUGAAGAAGGGGAGGAGAAAGAAGCUGCUAAGAAAGAGUUGCUUGAGCAUCUUAAAUUGCUGGAAGAACAGCUGAGAGACAAACCCUUUUUUGGUGGAGACAACCUUGGUUUUGUGGAUGUGGCACUUGUUCCUUUGUUUUGUUGGUUAUAUACCAAUGCUUUAAGUGGAACUUUCAUCGACGAAAACCAGUAUCCCAAUAUCAUUGCUUGGGCCAAGAGGUGCACUGAUAAAGAGAGUGUGUCCAAGUCUUUUCCAGAUGAGAACACGAUCAAACGUUUUGCUGAAGAGAGACGUCUUUUACGUCAAGGAGAAUAGAGGCAGAAUGAUAGAAU